AUGACAUCCACUUUAAAGCGCACACUCACGGAUAUAAUGGAAGACGAGUUGUACUCUCUUCCGCAGCAAGAACAAGACCAUAUUUCGGAUUACCUGUCGUUCAACGGAUCUCAAGAGUCUAUUCUUAGGCAGCUCGAGGAAGAAAACAAGACCCAGGUUUCUCAAGACCCAUCAGGAAGUUUCGGAUUGCAGCCUUCUCAAAAUGGAGGUUUCGAGAACAUCUACAACUCUUAUGCUAAUCCAAAUCUAUAUGCCAACCUUUCUUUCCCUGAUGAGUUAUACGAAUACGCCCAACACGACACCCAGAAAUUUGUUGAACACGAGAACAUGGAUCCAAAGGAGACCAUGAAGGUUUCUCAACAAGUUUCGAAUAAUACCGAGCCAGACCAAGAAGUUAUGAUGAUACCGCAAGAUGACUUCAUGGUGUAUGACCCCGCACUCACUGAGCAGCAGUUUCUUCCAGAAAUUUUGCAGUGGGAACUGAACCACAAAUCUUUCCCACAAUCCAACGAGUUGAACAUUUUCAAAACAGAUGAUGUUUAUCUUGAUGAGGAAUUCAGUGAUGAUGAUGAGGACGAUGAAGAUCAGAACAAACUUGACGAAAUGGAGAUGGACUUGGACGAUUUAAGCAGCGAAAGCAGUCUGGACGACGAAAAUGAUAAUUACUUGAUGAAACCGGAUGACUUCAAUGAUUCGGCUAGCCCUCACAACUCAAACAGAUCAAUUUACUCGCUCACAACCCCUCAAACUAUCAACCCAAGGUUGGUUCAACAAGACGAACUUUACCAAAGCAACGCUAUCUCCUUCGACGACGAUGAUGACAUGGACGAAGACGAGAAUAAUUUCUCUGACGCUAGUGAUGACCUCUACACUCCUGCUUUCGAACAAAGAAGAGAGAGUGUGUUGUCUGAUCGUAAGCCACCUGUCCUCAAGUCUGAGGUCCAAGAGCAACCUUCCCCAACUUUGCGGAAGCUCAAGACCACUACUCGCCGUACAACGACGCCGCCUGUUGAAGAGAGCAAGGAUGGUGAAGAGGAGGAACACGUUUGUUACAUUGCUAAUCCAAAGACCGGAAAGCCUUGCAACAAGAAAUUCUCUAGACCUUAUGAUCUGGUGCGUCACCAAAACACAAUUCACGCACCAAAGAGAUCUUUCUACCGGUGCAUGCUUUGUGAGGAUGAUCUGAGAAGACGCAACAAUCUGGAGCCUAAUAAUGAGAUUGUGAUCAGUCUGAACUACAGAAACAGUCAGUUCUCAGUUGAAAAUUCGAACGCCAAUGUCGCCAACUCUCACAAUUCCAAGAAGGUGAAAUCAUCCAUGGACAAUGGUGAGUUCUUGAGUAACAAGACCUUCUCCAGAUGCGACGCACUAACCAGACAUUUAAGAUUUAGACACGGUCUUAGCAAUCAACGGGUGAAUGACGCUAUGGAUUAUGCCAAGCGUCAUGUUGAGUUUUAUGAGAAUUAA
Messenger RNA from Ogataea philodendri, 1467 nucleotides. RefSeq lists its product as uncharacterized. The transcript has a single exon. The record is from RefSeq and is a predicted model, not a curated record. The coding region runs from base 1 to 1467 and encodes 488 amino acids. Lineage: Eukaryota; Fungi; Ascomycota; Pichiomycetes; Pichiales; Pichiaceae.